UUAAAAGCCGACUCUGACAAGGCGUGCGGUAGGAAAAUUACUAUCUUUGCCACUGACGGCCAGCUGCAACAGUUGGUCAGGGCAAAGACCUGGUAUCUAGAUGGAACCUUCAAGUUGGUGAGACAACCAUUCACACAGCUCUUCUCAGUAAAUGCAUUCGUGCGGUCUGGUGCGCACAUGAAGCAGGUGCCUCUUGCAUUUAUCCUGAUGUCUGGCAAGAGAAAGAAAGACUACAAGAAGGUAAAAAAAAUUCUUACAGACAAAUUUAUCUAUAAACUAACCAUAUGGCACUGGCUUAGAUUCUACAGGGGUCAUUUUAUUAUUGUCAUCUUUUUUUAAAUUACACAAUAAUUUACAAACACUUCUGACAGUUUAGAGCUUGCACUAAUUAAAAUGUUUACAGGAUGGUACAAUAUUACGGUUUUUACAUUUACAUCUUGAUGUCCUCUUUUUUGAAGGUUCUUAAGGCAAUUAAGGAACUGCUUCCAUCUGACUGUCGUCCAUCGCUGUGUCAUCGAUUUUGA
Molecule: messenger RNA, 524 nt
Organism: Pocillopora meandrina
Lineage: Eukaryota; Metazoa; Cnidaria; Anthozoa; Scleractinia; Pocilloporidae
Source: the annotation of a GenBank genome assembly